AUGAGCCCAAGAGGAGCAUCGUGGAACCACUGCCGCAUCAGCUGCCGCUGCUGUUUCCGUCCCAACACCAUUGGCGCCCGGCACGUUUCAAACACUGGCGCCGCCGUUUCAACCAUCGACGCCGCUGCUUCAUUCAACCAAUCCUCAAGCGCCACGUCGGCUGCGGAGAUACCCGCUCCUCCCUCAACGACGGAGCUGCAGGGAGCCGCCGUGGGAAACGAAUCUCUGUUGAUUGCGCUGCAUCGCGCGGAAUUGGACGGCCACGGAAUUAAGUCGGCGAAAGGGGUGAUCGGGAACGCGUGCGGCCACGCGGAGGCUGAAGGGGAGGCGGAAGGGGAGGCGGCGAAAGGGGAGGCGGAAGCUUCUUCCGCUGAAGUGAAGGCGGAAGAGAACGCGGAAGGGGAGGCGGGGAAGUCGAGAGUGGCCGUGGGGCUGCUGCAGCUCGCCAUGGCGCCAUCCGUGGUAGUAGCGGAUGUGACGGAGACAUCCGACUCAAAUGAGGUGGUGGCGCCGCAGUAA
Messenger RNA from Closterium sp. Yama58-4, 519 nucleotides. The record is from the annotation of a GenBank genome assembly. NCBI's taxonomy places the organism in Eukaryota, Viridiplantae, Streptophyta, Zygnematophyceae, Desmidiales, Closteriaceae.